AUGGCAGCCAACAGCAACAAGCGGUCCACCAGCGGGGAAUGGUCCAACGGAGGCGAGGGAUCCUCCAACUCCAAGAAACGCGUCCGAUUCGGUGGCGACAGGGAGAGUUUUCUUGAGGAGUUUGACGAUUCAGACCUACUAGAGCAGCGCAAGGGCAGGAGGGGAGGCGUCACCGUGGUCGAGUACAUGAGCGGCGAGGAGAGCAGUGACGACGAGAAUUUCAACAAAAAGAAAAAGAAGGCAUUCGUGGAUGAUAUACCAGGAGCAGUAACCAAGGCUAGCGUAGAGGAAGAGGAAGAGGAAGACGACAUGUUUGCGGAUCCAGAAGAGAUUGAGCGGCGGAGAAUCCAAAAGAAAAAGAAGGCGGCUUUGAGGGACAAGGGCAAGAACAAAGGAUUCGAUAGGUCUGAGAUCGAGGGUGAGGAGCUGAAUCUGGAUGAGCUUGAUGAAGAAGAAUAUGACUCGGAGGGAAACCCGAAGAUCGAGGCAUUCAACAUGAAGGAAGAACUGGAAGAGGGAGGAGAGAUUGACGAGGCAGGCAACUUCAUCCGCAAGCUCGACCCUGAUCGAUUCCAUGACUCUUGGCUCGAGGGUGUAUCUCGCAAGGACAUUCAAUCUGCUCGUGAAGCUCACGAGCGCAAGAUGAAGCAGGCACAGGCCGAGGAACGGGAAGCGGCUGCCACUAUCAUGACAGAGACGGACAUUUACAUGGAGCUGGUCAACAUUUUGAGACCAUCUGAGACCGUGAUCGAGGCGCUUCAGCGGCUGGGCGGCGGGAAGAAGGCGGGCGCGAAGAGCACAAAAAACACCAAAAAGAAGAGUUGGCAAAAGAACAAAAGGAUGGACGAGGAAGGUCAGGAAGCAGUACAGGCUCCAGAGUCAGAGGAGGAUAUAAAGCGAAGGAAAGCAAUCGAGAAAUUGACAGACUUGUGUGAUAGGAUGAUGGCGAUGGGACAUUUUGAUAUUUAUGAGGAAACAUAUGAGCAGGCGGUCAGGAUCCUUCGGAGAGCAGACGUCAUCCCAGACGACUGGGUGGUCGGGACACCGGUUUUGAAGCCAGGAGAGCAGACUUUGGCGAUGUUGGAGGACGAUCCGCUGCUAUCGAACCCAGUCAGCUGGGAGUACAAAUGGGCUAAUCCGCCAGAGGGCCAGAGUGCGGACGAGAUUUUUGGGCCAUUUUCCGGAGCAGAGAUGAAGUCCUGGAGUGACCAAGGGUUCUUCAGUCAAGGGAUCCUGGUCCGGAUGGUGGGCGAUAACACAUUUGAGCCCGGUGAAUCUGUUUCGUUUGCGUGA
Gamsiella multidivaricata is the source of this 1293-nucleotide messenger RNA. RefSeq lists its product as uncharacterized. NCBI's taxonomy places the organism in Eukaryota, Fungi, Mortierellomycota, Mortierellomycetes, Mortierellales, Mortierellaceae. Gene Ontology annotation, cellular component: U5 snRNP. Gene Ontology annotation, molecular function: protein binding. The record is from RefSeq and is a predicted model, not a curated record. Bases 1 to 1293 code for a protein of 430 amino acids. The transcript has a single exon.